This is a messenger RNA of Pleurotus ostreatus (oyster mushroom), 891 nucleotides long. RefSeq names its product Fe(2+) transporter (gene MRS3/4). The transcript has 7 exons. Gene Ontology annotation, molecular function: ferrous iron transmembrane transporter activity. NCBI's taxonomy places the organism in Eukaryota, Fungi, Basidiomycota, Agaricomycetes, Agaricales, Pleurotaceae. Gene Ontology annotation, cellular component: mitochondrial membrane. Gene Ontology annotation, biological process: iron import into the mitochondrion. The record is from RefSeq and is a predicted model, not a curated record. The coding region runs from base 1 to 891 and encodes 296 amino acids.
AUGGCAGAGGAGAUUGACUAUGAGGCUCUGUCCCCCAAUGCUGGACUCGGCAUAAACAUGCUUGCAGGCGCCUUCGCUGGCAUCUCGGAGCAUGCCGUCAUGUACCCGGUCGAUAGCAUUAAAACACGUAUGCAAGUAUUUGCUACAUCGCCAGCGGCGGUAUACACUGGUAUUGGCAACGCUUUCACACGGAUUUCGUCGACCGAGGGAAUGAGAGCGCUAUGGCGGGGCGUAUCGUCCGUGAUAUUGGGCGCUGGACCUGCUCAUGCAGUACAAUUCGGGACACUGGAGGCGGUCAAGGAACUCGCUGGUGGGAAUGCUGCGGGAAAUCAAUGGGUGGCGACGUCACUGGCGGGUGCUUCGGCUGCCAUUACCAGCGAUGCUUUAAUGAACCCAUUCGAUGUCAUCAAGCAGCGUAUGCAGGUCCACAAGUCGGAAUUCCGGUCGGUGUUCGCCUGCGCGCGUACGGUCUUCAUGAAAGAGGGAAUAACCGCCUUCUACGUAUCGUAUCCCACGACGCUCAUGAUCACAAUCCCCUCUAACGCCGUCCAAUUCACCGUGUACGACCACCUUAAAAAAUGGAUAAAUCCGCGUGGGGAGUAUUCACCCACUACACAUAUGAUCGCUGGUGCAGUAUCAGGGGGUGUUGCUGCAGCUGUGACAACACCGCUUGACGUCGCUAAGACGAUUCUCCAGACACGGGGGACGGCGCGGGAAACCGAGCUUCGGAACGUGAGGGGGCUGGCGGAUGCCUUCCGCGUUAUAUGGCGGCGGGAUGGGAUAAAGGGAUUCGGGAGGGGACUGACACCUCGGGUGCUCACACAUAUGCCCAGCAAUGCACUAUGUUGGCUCUCUUAUGAGUUUUUCAAGGUGGCCAUCCGGGAAGCAUAA